This is a messenger RNA of Micropterus salmoides (largemouth bass), 1426 nucleotides long. RefSeq names its product ADP-ribosylation factor-like 16 (gene arl16). The transcript has 5 exons. The record is from RefSeq and is a predicted model, not a curated record. NCBI's taxonomy places the organism in Eukaryota, Metazoa, Chordata, Actinopteri, Centrarchiformes, Centrarchidae. The coding region runs from base 73 to 606 and encodes 177 amino acids. Gene Ontology annotation, molecular function: GTPase activity; GTP binding.
CCAUGGUGCCAAAUAACUACAUUGGCUACAUGCUACAUUCUGGCUUCGCUAUGCUUCUGCUGGAAAACCGAAAUGAGCAGAAAUGACAUUUGUCUGCUUCUAGGGGCGACUGGCGUCGGAAAAACGUUGUUGCUGAAACGUCUACAAAAGCUCAGUUUGCAGGGGUUAGGUGAACUGGAGUCACCACCUUCAACUUUGCCUACAGUAGGAACCAACCUUACAGACCUGACACUGAAGAAGAAGAAGAAGGUGACAUUAAGAGAGCUGGGAGGCUGCAUGGGCCCUAUAUGGCCGAGUUACUUCAAAGACUGCUCUUCUGUUAUUUUCAUGGUGGACUCAGCCAACAUUGUUCAGAUAUCCUCUUCUUGUAUCCAGCUGCUGUCAGUACUGUCUGCUGAGCCUCUGCGCAGUGCCUCUGUGCUUAUUCUCUUCAACAAAAGGGACUUGCCUUGCACUAUGAGUCUUAUCGAGAUAAAAUCACUGUUCAGGAUGGAUGACAUUAUUGCAUCUGCUACUCAGCCAAUCACAACACUGGAACUCAGUGCCCGCUCCGGACAGGGUCUUCAGGAGGUGCUGAGCUGGCUGGAGUCUAUCAUAAUCAAGUGAACUAUCACACGUUUGCUCCUUAUGAAGUGAUGCUACUCUCACAGGACUUUGAAUGAUGGCUUCAAGCAUUUUAGCAAGAGGUGUCAGUAUCCUUGGUGUGCAAAACCCCCAUUUUUAAGAGGAUUUAAUUAUUUGUUAAGUUUUGGACUCACUGAAAAAGUGGCAAGACAUAUGACAAGAAAAACUGUUAAUGUUGUAUCUUUGGUACCAUAUAAAUAUGGUGACUGUUCACAAGGGUGAAAGUGGGAAGAGAUGUAGAAAUUAAAUCAUAGCAGGAUGGAACGAUUGUAUGGUUGGCCAUUUGGUAAAUCAACUGUAGGUCUUACCUGCAGUUAAUAGUUAUUUAUAAUCACUUUUACUAAUUAAAUUCCAGACAGAUAAACAGUGAUUCAUGACUGAUCGUAGUGUGAUCACAGGACUUGCAAGUUCUCCUAAAUUGGGGGAAACCUCAUGCUACAAUGUAAUGACUAGUUUUAUACUGAUAUAAAAUAAGCUCUUGCAUAGUUUUAAUUACUAGUUAAGUGUGAGAAACACAUGUUAUAAGAGCUUGGCUUGUCAGAGUAAUUGAAGUAUCUGCAGCAUAAUAGUAAUAUGUAAUAGUAGUAAUAGUCAUUAACAGCAGGGAGCAUAAAAGGCACAACAAAUAUUGUAGCUGUGCUUGAGUUGUGAUGGUUUCAUUUUAAAUGUGUUGAUAUCAGAGGAAAUGAGAAAAAUACAAAACAAUACAACCAACUGAAGAAUGAAGCAGCAUUGUAAUUAUACCCUUAUAUUUGAUGAGUCUGUGGUUCACAAGCAAUGAAUAAAACUCAGGAUUCAUACA